CAUCUCGCAUUAUAUAUAUGCGCGAUUGUCGGUGUCGCAACUCACGCAUUUAAUGCAAGUUCGCCAUCUGCGGGCAAUCACAACAAACAAAUGCUGCACGUGCAGUUUAAACCAAAGCAGACAACACAAAACCAAUGGGCGAAAAUAGUGCCGACCAAACGGCAAACACUCGAACAUUUAUAUUACUUUAUACGUUUCUUUGAAAAUUCAGUAUUUUAAUUGAAAUUCUCCGACACCGUUCGAUGGGCGAUUUAUUUUAUUAAAAUCAGUUUCCAGUUUCAUUGAUCGUGUCUCUUGUUUCGACGUGAUGUUUAGCUAACGCCGGUUUUAGAGCGUAUUAGAGGUUACGUGCUCAAAGCACCAAACAAUUGAAAAUGCAUCAGUUACGAACAUUACUGAGAAGCUCCAAACUGUUUUUCGAGCUGCUUCAUAGAAAUCCGAACUCUCAUUUUUUGAGGAGAAAAAACUUUUCUACAAACGAUAGACCAGCAGUGAUCCUAGGCAUAGAAACAAGCUGUGACGACACUGGCAUCGCAAUAGUUGACAGUACGGGUAAAGUAUUGGGUGAAGCUCAUAAUUCACAAAUAACCUUCCAUUUACCAUUAGGUGGGAUCAAUCCACCGAAUGCUCGUGCUUUGCACUUGCAAAAUAUUCAGAGCGUCUAUGAAGAAUGUCUGCGAUCUGCCGAUUUGAAAUUGAGCGAUGUAGAUGCUAUUGCUGUAACAGUGGAACCUGGAUUACCAUUGUCGCUAAUUGUAGGAAGAGAUUUUGCUUUGAAUUUAUCCAGAGUAGCUGACAAACCUUUGAUACCCAUUCAUCAUAUGAAAGCUCAUGCUUUGACAGCGAGAAUGACUCAAAAGGUGGAUUUUCCAUUUCUCGUAAUGCUCAUAUCGGGUGGUCAUUCCUUACUUGCAAUAGCAGAAUCACCGGAUCAGUUUAAAUUACUUGGUCAAACCUUUGACGAUGCACCUGGUGAAGCUCUUGAUAAAGUGGCACGAAGAUUAAAACUGAUGAAUAUUUUAGAGUACUCUGAAAUCAGUGGAGGAGAAGCUAUCGAAUUAGCUGCAAGAAAAGCAGACAAUCCUGAUCAAUUUAAUUUUCCUGGAAUUUUAAUGAGCUACAGAGACUGUAAUUUUAGCUUUUCUGGCUUAAAAAAUAUAGCCAGAAGGCAUAUAAUGGAUCAAGAAGAAACACAUAACAUUAAGUUAGAUGCUAUAAUCCCAGAUGUAAACAACCUGUGUGCAGGAUUCUUAAUUUCAAUGACAAGGCAUUUAUGUCACAGAGCUCAGAGAGCAAUGGAAUUCGUUUUGAAAAAAGAGUUAUUCCCAGAAGAUAACAGAACUUUUGUUGUAUCCGGUGGAGUAGCUUCCAAUAAUUUUAUUGCCAAUGCUCUUAACAAAGUUUGCCAAGAAACAGAAUUCAGAUUUGUCCGACCUCCACCAAGACUCUGCUCCGACAAUGGCAUUAUGAUCGCGUGGAAUGGUGUGGAAAAAUAUCUGACCAAUUCUGGUGUAUUAAGAGAUAGGAAUGAAAUAGACAAAGUGGACAUUGCACACAGAUCACCCAUUGGCGAGGACUGGAGAAAAAUAGUGCUCGAUGAAGGUAUAAAAAGAAAAUGGGUUAAAUUAAAAUUCAAUGAAUUAAUAGAUAGAUAAUUAUUAACGACUAUUAUAUAGUUUGUACAUAUUGUAAAAAUGUAAAAAAAAUUUACACGUCAAUAUUAAUUAUUUUGUAUGAAUAAUUCAUAUUUUUAUAAUUAAACAUUAACUAUUUUUAUUUACA
Nasonia vitripennis (jewel wasp) is the source of this 1782-nucleotide messenger RNA. RefSeq names its product probable tRNA N6-adenosine threonylcarbamoyltransferase, mitochondrial (gene Tcs4). Gene Ontology annotation, cellular component: mitochondrion. The record is from RefSeq and is a predicted model, not a curated record. Gene Ontology annotation, biological process: tRNA threonylcarbamoyladenosine modification. The coding region runs from base 375 to 1655 and encodes 426 amino acids. NCBI's taxonomy places the organism in Eukaryota, Metazoa, Arthropoda, Insecta, Hymenoptera, Pteromalidae. The transcript has 5 exons.